Molecule: messenger RNA, 627 nt
Organism: Hydra vulgaris (swiftwater hydra)
Lineage: Eukaryota; Metazoa; Cnidaria; Hydrozoa; Anthoathecata; Hydridae
Cellular component (GO): nucleus
Molecular function (GO): DNA binding
Source: RefSeq, a predicted model, not a curated record
AUGGCACGUGCAUCCGGAUUUAACAAGGAAAAAGGUGAUCUUUUUUUUGAUGCCUUAGAGUCAAUUAUAUUUAAUCAGUAUGGUAAAAUUGUAAUCCCACCAAGUCGCAUCUAUAAUGCUAAUGAAAGUAGCUUUUCAGUUUGUCAUAAUCCUGGCAAAAUUGUUGCUCUAAAAGAAAAGAGAUCAGUAGGAGCAAUAACAAGUUUAAAAAAAGACAAAAUCAUUACAGUGUUAUGCUGUGCGAGUGCGGUUGGAGCAUAUGUGCCUCAUAUGAUUAUUUUUCCUCGUGUACACAUGAAGCCAUCUUUUAUGGAUCAAGCACCCCAAGGAGCAUUUGGAGUUGCAACAAAGAAUAGUUGGAUAAAUGAAGAACUGUUUAAUAUCUGGUUUGACCACUUCUUACAAUUUACUCAACCGUCAAGCUGCAAUACGCCAACUUUACUUGUAUUAGACGGUCAUAGCUGUCAUGUAAAGAACAUAAAAUUGAUACUAAAAGCUCGCAGAAACAAUGUGAUUAUAUUAAGCCUUCCAAGUAAUUGUACCCAUAUAAUGCAGCCACUAGAUAUUUCUUUUUUUAAAUCCUUAAGCUCGCGAUACAAUUCAAUUGUGCAGUCAUGGCAUCGCUAA